UAAAAUUUUCAGCAUGUUUGGUUUCUCCUGAGGCCGAUCUCCUUGCAAAUGACCACCUUGUAUUGUGGCCUUGAUUUCUGUGCUCAUGAAUCCUUGCUGUCUUAUAAUGGUACCUGUUGUAUUGGAUUAGGGCCCUAUCCAUAUGAUCUCAUUUAACUUUAAUUACCUCCUUAAAGGUCCCGUCUCCAAAUACAGUCACACUGGAGGUUAGGGCUUCAACAUAUGAAUUUUAGAGAACAUAGUUAAAUCAGUAAUACAUUAGAACUGUCUAUAAUAAUUUGCAAUGGCAUGCUACAUAUAAAAGAGACUGAAUUAAAAUGAGUGGACACCUUAAACACUUAGAUGUAAAGGUAGGAAAAUAUAUACAAGUUUUAGGGGAAAAAAAAUUAAGGUAGAAUGCAUCAUGUUGAGGUAUGAGGGAAGAUACCAUAAACAUUCGCAGAAGUAAUUUAAAUAAGCCUUCCACAAACUUAGAAAUCCAAGAAGCAUUUGUCAAUUCCUAGAACAGUUGCUGAAGUAUGUCAUAAUAGGUUGCCAAGGAAAUUAUCAUACAUCAUGGAGGGAGUAAAGUAGUUCCCAGUCAUCUUCAUCCCUUUGAGCAUGGUUUAUUUUCUGAGCAAGAAACCAUCAUGGGAGACCUUUUUUCCUUAUUUUGGGAGGUAGAUCCUCCCCCCAUACCUUUAAGUUUUGCCAUUCCAAGUCAGGACUAUGAAUGCCGGAGGGAUGACUCUUGUGGGACCAUAGGGAGCUUCCUGCUUUGGUAUUUUGUCAUCAUAUUUGUCCUGAUGUUCUUCUCUAGGGCUUCUGUCUGGAUGUCUGAGGAUAAAAAGGAUGAAGACAGUGAGACAAGUGCUUCAGUAAGGAAAGCAGGCAAAGAGACUUCCUAUCAGUGGCAAAGCGAAGAUGGUGCCUGGGAUUCUUUACAAACAAUGAAGAAACCAAAGCAGAACCAACUUACUCCUGUAACCAACUCAGAAGUGGCUUUGGUCAAUGCCUAUCUUGAACAAAGACGAGCCAGGUGCCAGUCUCAGUUCAAUGAGGUAAACCAGGACCAACGUGACAGUGAUACUACGGAGUGUGGCAGUGAAGAAUCUAACUCAGGAGCCUCCUCGUGGAAGGAGAGUGAAAGUGAACACUACCCAUCACCAGACAGUAUUAAGAGGAGAAAAAUGGCUCAGAGGCACAAGAAUCUGGGAAGUUACCAAAUGAGAGAAAGGCCCUGCCUCCAUUGCAAAGCCAUGAGAACCAAUGAAUGGUUGGUGCACCAUUUCCUACAAAAGGCUUCGGUAGCACCCUCAGUGAAAGGAGACAGUCAAGGGGAAAGUUCCACACCUGACAUUCAUAAAAUUCAGUAAAAUCUGAAUUUUAUUACAUUAUUCCCUUACUUGAAGCCAAAUGAAAGAGAUGAAUAAAACGUGAAAAAUCACCAGCGCUCUAGGUGAGGAGACUUUCACAACAAAUUCUCUCUAACAAACGAAAACAUACUUGGAACCCAAGAGGUAAAAUCUUACACAAUUCUUUGUUCCAAAAAAAAAAAA
Molecule: messenger RNA, 1538 nt
Organism: Sapajus apella (tufted capuchin)
Lineage: Eukaryota; Metazoa; Chordata; Mammalia; Primates; Cebidae
Gene: SSMEM1
Product: serine rich single-pass membrane protein 1
Exons: 3
Coding region: 630-1355 (241 amino acids)
Source: RefSeq, a predicted model, not a curated record